GUUUAAAUUUUCAGUUUAAAUUAAUCCGAGUAUGCGAUUGUUAGCCUAAUCUCCCGCUGUCAAUCUAUCGCUAAUCAGUACGCGGGUCCCACUGAAUUAUUAGCUUAGAAUAUACCAAUUCUGUCGCCGUGGUAAAAUUUACUAAACUAUACCAAUUUUCCUAGUAAAAAAACAGAAAGCGGAAUUUAGUCCAACAAAGCCAGUUGCAUAUAACCAGGAUCUCCGCACACGUGUCGAUUUCGUGCCUACAGCCGUCCGAUUGAAAUUGCAGAGAGCGAGAAUUUAAUGACAUAUAUACCCCCAGAAGAUCCUAUUAAUACACUGCUCCGAGCUGCUAGCAGAAACAGAAAGUGAGAGGCUGAACUGCAAUUGCUAAUCUCUGUGAAGGAUUGCUGAUAGAAACCCUAGAUAUAGCUAUACAUUGUGUAUAAUAUAAUCAGAGAGAGUGAGAGAGAGAUCCCUGCGAGGGAAUGCAGAGAGAUGAUGAGAAUUGCGGUUUCUAACCCCCAAUUGAGCGGAGGGAGGUCGAAGAAACCACUCACCAGCGGUAGAAACUGCCACCGCAAACACGUGGAAGACGGGUGAGCUCGCCGCCGUCCACCGCCACACCUCACAUCUCUCUCUGUCUCUAUCUCUCACAUUAAAAAAUAGCAAAACUCCUUUAUUUCACUCUCUCGAAUCAACAAUCGAACAACAGCGACCAUGGGAUCGGAAGAAAAAUGCGGUGUGCUGCAUGGAAAAUACGAAUUGGGGCGGCUGCUAGGGCACGGAACGUUCGGGAAGGUGUAUAUGGCGAGAAAUCUGCAGACCAACAGGAGCGUGGCGAUGAAGGUGGUGGGGAAGGAGAAGGUGAUCCGCGUGGGGAUGAUGGAGCAAGUGAAGCGGGAGAUCUCGGUCAUGAAGCUGGUGCACCACCCCAACAUCGUCGAGCUCCACGAGGUCAUGGCGAGCAAGACCAAGAUCUACUUCGCCAUGGAGCUGGUCCGCGGCGGCGAGCUCUUCGCCAGGAUCUCCCGCGGCCGCCUGCGCGAGGACGCCGCCCGCAGCUACUUCCAGCAGUUGAUAUCGGCGAUCGACUUCUGCCACAGCCGCGGCGUCUACCACCGCGAUCUGAAGCCGGAGAACCUCCUCCUCGACGACCAGGGGAAUCUCAAGGUGACGGAUUUCGGGCUGAGCGCGCUGCCGGAUCACCUCCGCCAGGACGGCCUGCUGCAUACCACGUGCGGCACGCCGGCCUACGUGGCGCCGGAGGUGAUCGGGAGAAAGGGAUACGACGGUGCCAAGGCCGAUAUCUGGUCGUGCGGCGUCAUCCUCUUCGUGCUCCUCGCCGGUUACCUGCCGUUCCAGGACGACAACAUUAUCUCUCUGUAUCGGAAGAUCUACAGAGGCGAUUUCAAAUGCCCGCCGUGGCUGUCGCCGGAGUCGCGGAAGCUGAUCGGGCGGAUGCUGGAGCCGAAUCCGAUCGCGAGAAUCAGCAUCGCGAAGAUCAUGAGCUCGUCGUGGUUCAGGAAAUCAUCAAUGCCGGUAGCUAAAGAGAGGGAGGAGCAGGAAGACGUGGAAACAGAGACGCUGAACGCGUUCCACAUCAUCUCGCUGUCGGAGGGAUUCAAUCUGUCGCCGCUCUUCGAGGAGAAGAGGGUGGAGAGGGAGGAAUUGAGAUUCGCGACGACGAGGCCGGCAAGCAGCGUGAUAUCGAGAAUCGAGGAGGUGGCGAAGACGAGGAAUUUCAAGGUGAGGAAGACCGAUUCGUGCGUGAGGCUGCAGGGGCAGGAGAGCGGGAGGAAAGGGAAACUGGGGAUCACGGCGGAUAUAUUCGCCGUGACGCCGUCGUUCCUGGUGGUGGAGGUGAAGAAGUCGAGCGGUGACACCCUCGAGUACAAUAACUUCUGCAACACGGAGCUCCGGCCGGCGCUCAAGGACAUCGAGUGGACGUCGUCGUCGUUGCCCGCUUGAAACAUUACGCAUCGUUUCUUCAUUCCGACUAUCUUUGCUUGCGCAAACAUUAUUUUCAUUUAAGACUUUGGGUGGUGUUAAUGUUUUUUUUUUUUAAUGUUAUGAUGUCAUUUCCUAUGUACUCUAAAUUUCUUUCAAAAGGUCAAGAUUAAUUUUUUUUCUUU
Molecule: messenger RNA, 2117 nt
Organism: Salvia miltiorrhiza (redroot sage)
Lineage: Eukaryota; Viridiplantae; Streptophyta; Magnoliopsida; Lamiales; Lamiaceae
Product: CBL-interacting serine/threonine-protein kinase 6-like
Exons: 1
Coding region: 703-1953 (416 amino acids)
Biological process (GO): protein phosphorylation; signal transduction
Molecular function (GO): protein kinase activity; ATP binding
Source: RefSeq, a predicted model, not a curated record